This is a messenger RNA of Manihot esculenta (cassava), 2317 nucleotides long. Its product is annotated as kinetochore-associated protein KNL-2 homolog. NCBI's taxonomy places the organism in Eukaryota, Viridiplantae, Streptophyta, Magnoliopsida, Malpighiales, Euphorbiaceae. The record is from RefSeq and is a predicted model, not a curated record. The transcript has 9 exons. Bases 126 to 2102 code for a protein of 658 amino acids.
AUUUUCCUUUCAAAUGCUAAAUUUGAGUUGCCUAAUGGCUUUCAGACUUCGCGCCGGUGGAAUGCGGAUUAAUUGGUUCUUCUGGUUUCGUUUCUCCAAAUUCAAUAGCUAAAAGGCUAUUUUCCAUGGCUGCUUCUGCUUCUCUAUCUAAUCCAAGCAACAUCGACAAUACUUGCUCAUCUUAUUUUCAGAAGACAGUUUCAUUGUGUGAUUGGUGGUUGAUAAAGGCCGACGAGGACUUCCAAGGGAAGAGGCUUGCUGUUGCCGGCGUCACUUCAAGAGAGCAACGAGCUGUGCGUGUAUUUCAUUCUGCGCCCAUUACCAAAAGACACGAUGUGUUCACUCUUGAAACAGCUGAUGGUAUUGUUGUCAUUUUCCAAGGCUUCAUUAACAGGACACGCACAAUUGAAAAUGGCUUCCCUUCUGAGGUUUUCAGUCAUUUCUUGUUUGGUUUCCCACCUUAUUGGGAAGAAUAUGCUGACAAUUGUUUCAAACAAGCUGUUAAUUCUGAUGUUAAUUCUCAGAACACCUUGGAUGUUGAUGAGCCCAUCACUGAUCAAGGCUUAGAAGAUGUUAGGCCAACUCCAUGUAAAAACAAGGAUACUAGUGAUAAUGAAUGUUAUAUCAAGGUUUGUUCUCUUGACGUGUCUAAGAAGUAUAUUGUUGAUGCCUCAAAGGAUUCUGAUUUGGACAAGGAUGCAAUUGAGCUUAUGAGUUCAGUUAAAAACAUUAGUACCUAUUCCGGUGUCCUAAAUGAUAAACUUAUUGCAAAACUUUCAAUUUCCCAAAAUGAAUCCCAUCCUAGUAUUUUUGUUUGUCCAAGAGACAAUGAUGACACUGUUGAUAAUAUGGAGCAUGAUGCUGCAAAAAACCUUCCACCAUCAACAAGUUGUCUUACAAAUGUGGUUGAUUCAAUGAAUGAUAAUAUAGCAGUAGAAGCAAGACUUUUAAGCUAUCAUUCAAUAGGAUCUUCUGGAAUGAUAUAUGAUACAAGAAGUGGUAAGGAAAGCCAGAAGAUGUGCACUAGAAAGUCAAAGAAUAAGGAAUCAGUUAGUUUGGAAAGUAAUACUAUCAAGGAAAAUGCAUCCGAAGAAUGUUCAGUAUCCAAUUCUGCUUAUAUGGACAACCUCAUUGUAUCUGAAUUUGACAACACAGAAACAGCUGGAGCUGAAGGCUUGGUACUGACUCUUUGCCCAAAGAGUUUGAAGAAGGAAAAUCAGAACAAGGGAAAAAAGGGUGGAAUGAAGAGUGGAAGUAAAAAUUUCUCGACUGGUUCCAUGCCUCGGGAUUUGGAGGCUGUAUUGGGAUGUAUUGGUGAGGGAGAAGUAAUAUGUGAAGAAUCUUUGUUAAGGUCAACAACUGCUGUAAAUUCUGAUAUUUUGAAACAACCAUCAAAUAAUUUUCAGGUGACUGUAUGUUCUACAGUGCAGACGGUUGCAAAAGAGAACGAGGAUGCUCCAUCUAUGGUAGAAAGUAGUCCAGUGAAUGCUAUUCCAAGUGAUUCUGGUUCUCGAAAAUGUAGUACGCCUUUGAGGGAUUUGAAAGAUAAUAAGAAGCAGAAAUCCAUUUCUGGAUGCUCAGUGAAUCACAAAAGCAAAGAGUUGAUAUCAGAGGUUGAUGAGCAUCUAGAUGGAAGCAAACUGAAGAAGCGUUCACAUUCUACUUUUCAGGCAGAAAAGGAAAUAUCGCAGAAAAUGCUGAGUGCUGCAAGAAUUUUGAGAAAUUUGUCAGGGACUGUGGGAAGCAAAGAGAAGAGUGAACAAGUUUCAGUCAAUAAAGGAGGUUCAUCCAUGAAGAAAGCUAGAAGGAAGAUUAUCUUUGAUGCACAAGUAAACUCUUCUAAAUCUUCUGCAACUCCUCUUACUGGGGAAAGGAAAGAGAAAACUUGUGUUUUCUCUCCAGAAUCCUUGAGUCUUAAAAGAUCGAGAGCAGGCAGACUACUUUUACCUACACUAGAAUUCUGGCGCAAUCAAAUUCCAGUUUAUGAUGCGGAUCGUAAUAUCACUGGAAUCCAGGAAGAAUUUAGAGCUUCUAGAGGGUGCAACUCUGAGCCUCAGAUGAGAAGCAGCAAAAGAAAAGGCAAAUCACCUAAGCGCCAUUAAAAGGCAAGCUCAGGGAAUAAAGAAGUAGAUAGUUGUUUUGUGGUUGGUUGCUGCUUGUAAUUUCAUAACUUAAGAUGAUAAUUAGAGAUCAUGUAGAUGUAUGUACAAGGAAGAGACGUUUUCUCGUAUUUGCCUUUUGCUUUGGCCUUCACUGUAUAAUGUUUUUGUCAAAAGAUCUGAUCCCAAAUGCAAUCGUAUCUGUCAAGUAGUUUCCA